UUAAAUAGCAUACUUUCUAGAAUAAGUAUGUAUAGACAUAAGUAAAAGUUUUAAGAAAAAGUUUGGAUUCGAAAUUAUUUGUAUAUUGAAAAUUGUAGAGGUAUAGCGUAUAUAAAUAGUAUGGCAUUACCAAAGAGUAAGGAAUGGUCGCGUUCUUUGAUUUGCAGACCCAAGGAUAAUUUGACCACUGAGGCAGGGCUACGUGCUCAGCAUCAUGUCAUGGUGUCAAGCCUGGAGCGAGAGUGUGUACCUGGUACGAUGGCAAUGCUCAUUGGCAUGGAGUAUGCGCGAAUAUGGUUGAAAGAUCGGGAGGCGUUUCAGAAGAAGCGCGACGAUUCGAAGGUUAAGUUCAUUAAGAACGACUUUGAUUGGUGGCUCAAGCUGCGCAAGACUAACAGGUGUUUCUGUUCCAUCUGAAAAGCUGAAUCAUUUAUUCAGCGAAAAAGCUCGCCACUUAUAACGGUAUUAUCAAAGACACACACCAGCUCAAUGCAAGCUUUCGACUAUUAUGUAUAUUCGCAACAUUUUCUUAAGUGGUAGUUACCAUGCCUCGAGUCCGCUGCAUUUAGUUAGUGCGUAUAAAAUUUAUUUAUAUUCAUAGAUCCAUAGAACCAAGCUUACAUACAGAAAUUGGAAGUAAAUAAACGCAUUCUCGUUAA
Drosophila arizonae is the source of this 659-nucleotide messenger RNA. RefSeq lists its product as uncharacterized. Lineage: Eukaryota; Metazoa; Arthropoda; Insecta; Diptera; Drosophilidae. The record is from RefSeq and is a predicted model, not a curated record.